UCGAACGCGCUGCCAUGAGUUGACAGACAUUUUGGCUGAUCAGACUCUUUUCGUCCAGGUGUUCUCUGUUGAUUGUCGGUGCAGAAGAUUUGUUUGUUAGGGUUGUAUAUUCAGUUGUCAUAAGCUUCAGGUCGCGGUGAUUCAUAUCAAUGAGACUAAACAGCAUGAGUACAUCUAGGCGAUGCAGCUGAAACGCACCCUCAGUCAUUGCAGCCUUUCUGGUGGACCUUUCUGGUAGUCCUAGUGCCGUAAAUACUUUUAUCACGUGAUCGAGGAUGUCAUUUCAAUGAUAGAGUAGCUCUAGCUUUGAAUAUAGUAUGCUGGUUUCACCUGGGGAUUCUGCGUUGUUUGUUCCGCAUAAAGACUAUCUGUUGUAGGCGCGCGUGUCAACGUUCUAAACUUGCGCAGAUGGGCCAACAGCCAGUUUUGCACGCAGGGACUCCGUCUAGUACGUGCGAGAAAAGGACGGAAAACGCAGGUCCAUUGCCUUCGCCAGAUGUGAGGCCAACAGACGACCCUCGUCUUCUCGUUGCCCCCUCACGCAUAACCGCAGCGGGAAAUGGGUUGUUUGCCGUGGAAAAAAUACCACGAGACACAGCGAUCGUCAAAUACACCGGGACACUGCUUUCCACCGCGGAGGCAUUUCGGUUGGACGACAAAACAUACCUGAUGCGGCUCGGACUGGGAAAGUACGUGGACGGCAAUCCGGCCCGGAGCACCGACACGAACCCGGACAAACGAGAACACGUGCAGUCGCUCGCUUGCUAUCUAAACGACGCCAGGCCCUACAACUGUUACUUCGUGAAGCGCCCGGAGGAUGGGUGGGCGGACGUGGUCACUCUUAGAGACGUAGAGGCAGGAGAAGAGCUGUAUGUGAGCUACGGAAAACUGUAUUGGACUGGGCACAAACUCGCAAAUCUUGGCAGUCCGCAGAAAAAGGCAGUUGUUACGCCAGCAACGGAAUUUGUUUGUCAGAAGGCGGACGCGCGGACUGAGACACUCUGGGACAUCACCUAGUGCACCUGUUCUCCCAGUCACCGCAAUUUGCUCACGGCCGAAGAUCCUGAAAGUACUCG
Messenger RNA from Amoebophrya sp. A120, 1076 nucleotides. The record is from the annotation of a GenBank genome assembly. NCBI's taxonomy places the organism in Eukaryota, Dinophyceae, Syndiniales, Amoebophryaceae.